AUGGAGAACAGAGAGAGAUCUUCAUCUCCUGAUCUUCCUCUUAACCUCAGUGAUGAUCCAGUGACCUCUGACCCCAGGAUCUCAUGGAAGCUGAUAUCUUCAUCUCCGGAUCACAGCUGUGUGUCUCUGAAGAGUGAUGCAUCCAUGGGUCCUCCUCCUUUAUUCAGUGAUGAUCCAGUGACCUCUGACCCCAGAUUUUCUGGCUGUAAUCUCACUGCUCAGUGUUGUAAGAGUUUGUCUUCAGCUCUACAAUCCUCAAACUGUGUCCUGAGAGAGCUGGAUCUGAGGAACAAUGACCUGUGGGUCUCUGGUGUAAAGAUUAUUUCUGAUGGACUGAAGAGUCAGAACUGUCAGCUGCAGAAACUGAGUCUUGCUGGCUGUAAUCUCACUGCUCAGUGUUGUGAGAGUUUGUCAUCAGCUCUACAAUCCUCAAACUGUGUCCUGAGAGAGCUGGAUCUGAGUAACAGUGACCUGCAGGACUCUGGUGUAAAGAUUAUUUCUGAUGGACUGAAGAGUCAGAAAUGUCAGCUGCAGAAACUGAGUCUUGCUGGCUGUAAUCUCACUGCUCAGUGUUGUGAGAGUUUGUCAUCAGCUCUACAAUCCUCAAACUGUGUCCUGAGAGAGCUGGAUCUGAGUAACAGUGACCUGCAGGACUCUGGUGUAAAGAUUAUUUCUGAUGGACUGAAGAGUCAGAACUGUCAGCUGCAGAAACUGAGUCUUGCUGGCUGUAAUCUUACUGCUCAGUGUUGUAAGAGUUUGUCUUCAGCUCUACAAUCCUCAAACUGUGUCCUGAGAGAGCUGGAUCUGAGGAACAAUGACCUGCAGGACUCUGGUGUAAAGAUUAUUUCUGAUGGACUGAAGAGUCAGAACUGUCAGCUGCAGAAACUGAGGUAUUAAGAACAUAUAUCACCUUUAUCAGUAUAUCACCUUUAUUUA
Messenger RNA from Carassius auratus (goldfish), 936 nucleotides. RefSeq names its product ribonuclease inhibitor-like. Bases 1 to 897 code for a protein of 298 amino acids. The record is from RefSeq and is a predicted model, not a curated record. Lineage: Eukaryota; Metazoa; Chordata; Actinopteri; Cypriniformes; Cyprinidae. The transcript has 6 exons. Gene Ontology annotation, molecular function: protein binding.